This is a messenger RNA of Haliotis rubra (blacklip abalone), 1899 nucleotides long. Its product is annotated as polypeptide N-acetylgalactosaminyltransferase 5-like. The transcript has 11 exons. Gene Ontology annotation, cellular component: Golgi apparatus. The record is from RefSeq and is a predicted model, not a curated record. Bases 172 to 1884 code for a protein of 570 amino acids. NCBI's taxonomy places the organism in Eukaryota, Metazoa, Mollusca, Gastropoda, Lepetellida, Haliotidae.
GACUUUAUUGUAACCCACCUCGGUGGCUGCGAGCAUUUCUACACAAGGGAUUCUCUAUUACACUCGCACAGAAUAGCAUCAUACCGUGCGUCGAGAAUGGGGACUUGAACCUUUUCCUCAGUGCCGUGUUUUCUGCUCCGUGUUGUUGGAGACAGGUCCGCCCAGGGAAGGAUGAACAUCAUUUCACCCAGAUGGAAGGAGAUCAAAGUCGUUGGUGUUUUUGUGAUUGUGUACAGCUUCAUAAUUUCAUUUCAUUUACUCCGCAUCAUCGACAACACAGGGACCCAGGACCUCAGCGAACAACUCCAACUGUUCAAAAUGGAAUCAUUAAAAGCCAGUGGGGAUCAUAAGAAGGUGUCAGUACUUAGAACAGACAAUGUCGAUCGUGCAGGGGAGAAAGGAAAGAGAAAUGACAUUCUGGCACUGGUAUUACUCAAUAAAGCGCCAGACUUGAACGUACAGUUGAAAAAGCAAAAACCGAUCCGAGCCGGAGUGAGACAGAUGGAGGCGAAGGAUCUAAAAUCUAUCGUAAAUGGAGAUGCCGCUUACAAUGACACAAACAACGCUAACAGUGGCCAAGUGAUGUCGCCUGGUUUCAUGGGCGCUCCAGUGAUAAUAGACCGUGACACACUUACCCCCCAGGAGAAGAAGCUGUACGACAAGGGAUGGGACGAUAACACCUUCAACCAGUUCGCCAGUGACAGAAUACCACUGACCAGGGACCUGCCAGAUCUCAGGCACCCACUGUGCAGAAGUCAGACUUAUCCAUGGUCACUUCCAAGAACGAGCGUAAUAAUCUGUUUUCACAACGAGGCCUGGUCGACGCUUUUGCGAACUGUUCACAGCGUAUUGAAGACGACACAUCCGCGCUUACUGGAAGAAAUAAUCCUUGUUGAUGACGCCUCGACUAUGGAUCAUCUGAAAAAGGAUUUGGACACAUACGUCGCCAAGCUGCCAAAGGUCAAGGUCAUUCGCUUACCCAAGAGGGAGGGGCUAGUGAGAGCGAGGCUGAUGGGGACAGAAGUGGCCAAGUCGGAAGUUUUAACUUUCCUUGACUCGCAUUGCGAAUGUGUGACGGGAUGGGCGGAGCCUCAACUCGCACGAAUACAUCACAACCCGUCAGUAGUAGUGUGGCCGGUGAUCCCCAGCAUAGAUCAUAGCACAUUUGAGUUCAAGCACAAACCGGAGGAUUUAGUAGCCGCAAAGGGGGGCUUCUACUGGGACAUGAACUUCCGAUGGGAGCCCAUCACUGAGCGUGACAAUGUGGACAGACAAGACCUUACAAGCCCAGUCAGAUCUCCGACGAUGGCCGGGGGACUGUUUAUGAUCAACAAACAAUUCUUUGAGCACCUUGGAACCUAUGACCCACAGUUUGAACUCUGGGGUGGAGAAAAUAUGGAACUAUCGUUUAAGAUUUGGAUGUGUGGUGGGUCGCUGAAGAUCAUUCCGUGUUCUCUUAUCGGCCACAUCUUCCGACGAACUUCUCCAAUGCACUUUGCGGCCAACACCGUCCAGCGGAACUCACAGAGAGUGGCGGAGAUCUGGCUUGACGAGUAUAAAGACAUCUAUUACGAACAUAUUGGGACUAGACUGGCGGACAUAGGCAAUAUUUCACAACGGCAAGAUCUGAGGCGAGAGCUUAGAUGUCAGAGCUUUGACUGGUACAUAAAAAACAUAUACCCGGAAGUGUUUCUUCCUUCAGAUGCGUUACAGAGAGGAACUAUCCAGUCUGCUGGUGUGGAGACAUUUUGUUUAGAUGCAAUGGAAAAGAGGGCUCACAAGAAAGCAGUACAAUUAACAAAGUGUCGUAAAAAAGGCAUGUCCCAGGUGAGCUAUAAUGAAUAUCGAGAUAAACCGCGUCAGUAUCAAAGGUACUGGAUGUAGUCUUGUCAAAGUCAG